AUGAAGCUCAUCAUUUUCUUCUUCUGCGUGCGUUUUGUUUGCUCAGAGAGGCACACCUUCACCAUAGCUUACACUGAAAUAAAUGGACAGACGAUUGCUGGAUUCCCAGAGAUUUCUGCUGUAACUACACUGGAUGGACAUCAGAUUGAUUAUUAUGACAGUGUGACAAAGAAGCUGAUUCCCAAACAGGACUGGAUGAGGUAUGCAUCUGAAGACAUCUGGGAAGAAUACACUGAGAUCAGAGAACGAGUGCAGCAGAUCAACAAAAUCAACAUUACUGUUCUAAUGCAGCAAUUAAAUCAGUCACAUGGUGUUCAUGUGUAUCAGAGGAUGUAUGGAUGUGGUUGGGAUGAUGAGACUAAUGAGUCAGAUGGGUUUGAUCAGCACGGUUAUGAUGGAGAAGAUUUUAUCACACUGGACCUGAAGGAGCUCAGAUACAUCUCAGCUUUACCACAGGGAAUAUCCACAGUGAUGAAGUGGAACAAUGACACUGAACAACUUGAAUUACUGAAACAAUACUGCGAUAAAGACCGCAUUGACUGGAUCAAAUAUUUCUUGACAUUAGGGAAAGAGGCUUUGACUAGAAGAGUCUCUCCUUCAGUGUCUCUGAUACAGAAGAAUCCCUUCUCUCCAGUAGUGUGUCAUGCCACAGGUUUCUACCCAUCAGCAGUGAAUAUCACCUGGUUAAGAAAUGGAGAAGAUCAUGAUGAGGAUGUGGAGCUUGGAGAGUUUCUACCAAAUGAAGAUGGGACCUUCCAGAAGACAUCUACCCUCAAUAUCUAUCCAGACAAGUGGAAGAAGGACCAGUAUGUUUGUGUGGUGGAGCACGAGGGGAUGACCAUCCAGAAGAAUCUGACUGAGGACGAGAUCAAGAGAAACAAAACUUUGAGCACCUGGUGGUGA
Carassius auratus (goldfish) is the source of this 903-nucleotide messenger RNA. RefSeq names its product major histocompatibility complex class I-related gene protein-like. The coding region runs from base 1 to 903 and encodes 300 amino acids. Gene Ontology annotation, biological process: immune response. The transcript is spliced from 5 exons. Gene Ontology annotation, cellular component: external side of plasma membrane. The record is from RefSeq and is a predicted model, not a curated record. NCBI's taxonomy places the organism in Eukaryota, Metazoa, Chordata, Actinopteri, Cypriniformes, Cyprinidae.